This is a messenger RNA of Eucalyptus grandis, 1472 nucleotides long. Its product is annotated as peptide deformylase 1A, chloroplastic. Gene Ontology annotation, cellular component: chloroplast; mitochondrion. The transcript has 4 exons. Gene Ontology annotation, biological process: N-terminal protein amino acid modification; peptidyl-methionine modification. Gene Ontology annotation, molecular function: peptide deformylase activity. Lineage: Eukaryota; Viridiplantae; Streptophyta; Magnoliopsida; Myrtales; Myrtaceae. The record is from RefSeq and is a predicted model, not a curated record. Bases 163 to 993 code for a protein of 276 amino acids.
GGUUCUAAUGUUAGAGAGAGAGAGAGAGAGAGAGAGAUGGACAUUGUUCAGCCCUGUCCGAACUAGAGUGCAGGCCCUGCAACGCAACUGCCGAGCCCGGAGACUUCAUCCGAUAGUCCUCCGCUCGAGCCAGCCGGACUGAACUCUGUACCCGAGCCACAAAUGGAGUCCCUCCACAGAGCCUCCCUCCAGCUCCGCCUUCUCCCUCUCUCCCUCUCCCCAGCUCCCUCGCGAACCCUCGUUCUCCGCACGCUGCUCGAGCCCGCGGCUCGGCGGCGGCGGCUCGGCGCCGACCCGCCUCCCAAGUCCGGCCUCAUCUUCCCGCCUCGGAGACGCUACAGCAACUCCUCUCCUUCGAUUGCGAGGGCGGGAUGGCUUCUGGGUCUCGCGGGGGACAAGAAGAAGAGCGGGGGCCCGCCCGACAUCGUGAAAGCCGGCGACCCCGUCCUGCACGAGCCGGCUCGGGAAGUCGACCCGGCGGAUGUCGGGUCGGAGAGGAUACAGAAGAUAAUCGACGACAUGGUGGCGGCGAUGAGGAAGGCCCCCGGCGUCGGGCUCGCGGCUCCUCAGAUUGGCAUUCCCUUGAGGAUUAUAGUGCUAGAAGAUACCAAGGAGUACAUAGGUUAUGCACCUAAGGAAGAGACUAAAGCACAAGAUAGGCGCCCAUUUGAUCUCCUGGUAAUCUUGAACCCAAAGCUAAAAAAGAAGAGCGAUAGGACCGCCCUUUUCUUUGAGGGCUGCCUGAGUGUUGAUGGAUAUAGAGGAUUGGUGGAAAGAUAUCUUGAUGUGGAGGUUACGGGAUUGGGUCGUGAUGGUAAGCCUAUCAAGGUUGAUGCUUCGGGUUGGCAAGCUAGGAUAUUACAGCACGAAUGCGAUCAUUUGGACGGAACUCUCUACGUGGACAAGAUGGUUCCAAGAACAUUCAGAAUUGUGGAGAACCUGGACUUGCCUCUUGCAGACGGGUGCCCCAGACUAGGUGUACGUGGUUCAUGAUCAUAUCCAAGUAGGAAGUCAAAAUUCUGAAUACUCAAACUCAACGAUGUCUUUUUUUAUUGCAAUUACCAAGAGCCAUGCAUGAUACUGGGAGGAAUCAUUCUUGGAUCACAAUCACAUAACUUGGGUAUAGCUGGUGUCCUGAGGAUGUAUAACCAUUUGCUUGUGUGUACCAUCAUCAUUUGUGGAAGUGGAAUGAGUUUUAGUGGAGAGCAAUCCUUCCUAUUCCAGGGCGUUAGCGCUUGGGUUGAGUUAGUCAGGUAGUCUUCAAGGAACCAUUGGCAUAUGAGGGUUCUGCAGAAGCUAAGAACUUCAAAAUUCUCUGCUGGUAUGGAAUUUGUUACAUCGGCUUUGAUCGCCAUUGAUUGUACUAGUGAAACAUUAUUGUGGAGUCAUUUUUUCUUUCAUAUUAUUUGCGCCGGUAAUAAUUGUUGUGAUACUUACGACUUCCUCAUGGUUACAGAGGUUCUUUAACUGCU